CCGGAAAUCCGCUCCAUCAUCCGUGAGUGUAGCGGCUGGUUGUUCUCCGUGUGACCGUCAGAGGAGCACCUUCUCCCGGACACUUUCUGCAGACAUCCCCCGGAGCUGUGUGGCGGCUGGUUGUUCUCCGUGUGACCGUCAGACGAGCACCUUCCCCCGGACACUUUCUGCAGACAUCCCCGGAGCUGUGUGGCGGCUGGUUGUUCUCCGUGUGACCGUCAGACGAGCACCUUCCCCGGACACUUCCUGCAGACUUCCCCCGGUGCUGUGUAGCGGCUGGUUGUUCUCCGUGUGACCGUCAGACGAGCACCUCCCCCGGACACUUCCUGCAGACUUCCCCCGGUGCUGUGUAGCGGCUGGUUGUUCUCCGUGUGACCGUCAGACGAGCACCUUCCCCCGGACACUUCCUGCAGACUUCCCCCGGUGCUGUGUCAUGUUUGUAUCCGAGCCGUGACGAUGCAGAUCCUGACUCCUCAUGUGUACUGGGCUCAGCGGCACGGAGACAUCCUCCUCCGGGUGGAUCUGAGCGAUGCUAAGAACCUCGAAAUCAGCCUGCAAGAAAACAACACACUUCAGUUCAGAGCACAGGGCCACGGAGCUAAAGGGGACAAUGAAUACGAGUUCAUUUUGGAGUUCCUGGAACCCGUCAGAGCCGAGAUCAACCACAGGUCCACCCAGCGGCAGGUGGACAUCAAGAUCAAGAAGCAGGAGGAGCGCUGGUGGGACCGGCUGACGCUGCAGGAGAAGAGGCCUCUGUUUCUGGCUCCUGACUUCGACCGCUGGCAGGACGAGUCCGACGCCGAGAUGGAGCUUCAGGCGAAGGAGGAGGAGAAGAUAAACAAGAUCAGUGUGGAGUCGAGAGUUCGUAAAGAUCCGUACCUGGGUCUGAAGAAAGGCUACUUGUUCAUGUACAACCUCGUGCAGUUCCUGGGAUUCUCCUGGAUCUUUGUCAACAUGACCGUUCGACUCUUCAUCCUCGGUCAAGAUUCGUUCUACGACACUUUCCACACCAUGGCCGACAUGAUGUAUUUCUGUCAGAUGAUGGCCGCGCUCGAGGUCAUUAAUCCCUUGUUGGGCUUGGUGAAGUCGGCGUUCUUUCCUGCUAUGAUACAGGUGGCCGGGAGGAACGUCAUUCUGUUCGUUAUCUUCGGCGCCCUGGAGGAGAUGCAGAACAAGCCCGUGGUGUUCUUCGUCUUCUACCUGUGGAGCACCAUCGAGAUCUUCAGGUACCCGUUCUACAUGCUGGGGUGCAUCGGCACCGACUGGAAGUUGUUAACGUGGCUGAGAUACAGCCUCUGGAUCCCUCUGUACCCGCUGGGCGUCGUAGCUGAAGCGGUGGCUGUGAUCCAGUCCCUGCCCAUCUUUGACGAGACCCGUCUGUUCAGCGUCGCACUCCCCGCCGUGCUGGGGGGGUCUUUGAGCUUCUCCUACACUCUGCAGCUCUACCUGGUCUUCAUGUUUCUGGGACUCUUCAUCAACUUCCGUCACCUGUACAAGCAGCGGCGGCGGCGAUACCGCUCGAGGAAACGGAAAGUCCACUGACCCAUCAGCCGCUUCACUGUGAACACACUCUGAACUGCCGUCCACUUAAAGAUGAACCAGCUGUUUUCCUGUUUUUUUGCCUUUUCUCAUCUUCCUACACACACACAUGUAUAAUCACCUGGGGGUGGGGGGUCACCUCCUUCCUCCACGUGGUGAACUGUGAAUCCUGCUGUGAGUUUAACUUAUUCUCAUGUCCUCAUAUCUUUUCUCCCUUUUCACAUUUCACAAAGCUGAAAAUCCGCAAUGAAGGAAUAUUAGAAUCAUGUUUUCAUCAGAAUGUUUAAUGUGUAAUAUUGUUUAUCAUUGGAAACAGUCUCUGACCUAGAAGAAUCCAUCUAGGAACAUUCCAACGUACCAACUGGUUUUUGUUUACAUCGUAACAUCGGGAAUCGUCUCCUUGUUUGUUCAAAUAUAUUUCUAAAAGAUUUCACUGAGGAGUCAUGGUCUUUUAACUGUUUGUUACCGAUCACACAUUAGUUACAGUCAAAAUGAAAUGACCCUCGUAUGUUUUACAUUAUCGUUACUUCAUAGAUCGAAUGGUUUUUUGUCAGAGGACGAUAAAUUCUCAAACAUCGGGAACCGGAGCAUUUGAAAACGGUUCCUGUUUGCAGACCACGAUCUCAAGCUCCUCUCUCCCAGUUGAUUUUCAGAUUUAUAGAUUCCUGCAGGAACCAACAGCAGCGGGUUUACAUUCUGCAAGUUGAAGUUAAGACCUUUGAACUGCUGUUGAGUUUACAUGUGUUGGUUGAAGGUGUCGGUCCCUGUUUGUACCAGGACAUGAAAAACAUGUCCUCAGUGUCCAGAGCGAUUUGUGGUGAAGUCAAAAUCCGGUUCCCUUGAUUCAUCAACACUGUUUUAAUGAGGAUUGUUAAUGAGCCGUCCACCCAAACGUUUCCAUUGUUUAACAAACGUCUGGUUGAAACCUGAGUGGCUUGAUUUUCCUUUUAUUUUUUUUUAAGUUUGUGUGUUGUGUGUAAUUUCCAUCUGUUCACUGUGUUUGUUUCUAUUUAUCUCUGUGAACGCGUUUUACGUCUGAAAGGUUCCAGUUGGAGGACGUGAAGCCGACUCACACACACGUUUUAAAAAGACACUGCGCCUGAUUUUUAGUCACAAUUAUUGUUUCCUGACCAAAUGAAUAAACUUCAGAAUUCUUA
Messenger RNA from Hippoglossus stenolepis (Pacific halibut), 2696 nucleotides. Its product is annotated as very-long-chain (3R)-3-hydroxyacyl-CoA dehydratase. The transcript has 11 exons. NCBI's taxonomy places the organism in Eukaryota, Metazoa, Chordata, Actinopteri, Pleuronectiformes, Pleuronectidae. The record is from RefSeq and is a predicted model, not a curated record. Bases 457 to 1542 code for a protein of 361 amino acids. Gene Ontology annotation, molecular function: 3-hydroxyacyl-CoA dehydratase activity. Gene Ontology annotation, cellular component: endoplasmic reticulum membrane. Gene Ontology annotation, biological process: sphingolipid biosynthetic process; fatty acid elongation; very long-chain fatty acid biosynthetic process.